Messenger RNA from Drosophila subpulchrella, 1538 nucleotides. RefSeq lists its product as uncharacterized. The coding region runs from base 123 to 1496 and encodes 457 amino acids. The record is from RefSeq and is a predicted model, not a curated record. The transcript is spliced from 3 exons. Lineage: Eukaryota; Metazoa; Arthropoda; Insecta; Diptera; Drosophilidae.
AAAGAGAACAAGUCUAUUGCUAGCAGCAAGACUUUUAAUAAAUUUUCUAGAUAUUUUUCCAAGUUUUGCACAACACAUUGUAGACGUUGCGUGAUAAUAUUUGGGUAUUCGUUUCGAUUUAAAUGAUGGGGGACGACGCGGACCAAAACCACGAUGAAGUAAUCACUCUGGAAGGUGUCAUAUGUGUGGAUGAGGUGAACAUAAUUGAGAGCAACAAUCCCGCCGAUUACAGGCAUAUGGUCGACGAUAACGUGGGUGCUACAACGCGAGUUUGCAUCGGAACAGCCACUUUCUGGUGUAUUCCUUCACUUCUGCAAUUCCAUUGCAAAUAUUUCGAACUCCACAUUCGCCGGAGCUAUUGCUUUCGCGAGGGCGCUGACCUUACUGCUGUGGGUUUUCGAGCUGCCUACGAUUGGAUGAGAUUGCAAGAGUCUCUGGGAAACGAUAUAGGGCCGGGUCAAGUGGUUGCCAUGCUGCACACGGCCAUGCAACUAGAGAUGCGAGCACUGCAGACGGACUGUUAUCGAUUCCUGUGCGGAGCCCACUUCCGAGAGGAGAUCGCCUUCGAGGUUUACCUAAAGGCCCUGAAGUAUCCCGAACUCGAAGCGCUCCGCAAGGUGAUGCUUCAGAGGAUCGGCGUUCAUUUCCUGGCCGUGGUGGGGGGAAUCCAUUUUCGGCAGAUGCCCCUAGAGGAUGUGAUCACCAUGAUUUCCCAGGACUCUUUGGGGGUCAAUUCCGAGGUGGAGGUCUUUUCGGCCCUUAUCUGUUGGCUAGCUUAUCGUCCGCAGGAAAUGACAAAGCUGAUGCCACACCUGACUGGGUGCGUUAGAUUCACCUUAAUACCACUACCCGUUCUACGAAAACUGUGGGACAUAUCUUCGGUGCCCAGCAGUCCCUCGGAUCCCGAUGGUACUCUUUUGGGCGCUUUUCACUAUGAUCUCGAUAUGCGGUACAGGAUCAGCAUUUCGAUCACUGUAGCGUCGCUGCGACUUCUGCAUCCCAAUCGUAGCGAAUUUCUCAGAUCCUUGAGGGAUGUUGGAGAGGAGGCUCCAAGGGAGUGGAUGUACGACGAAACGUGUUCCUAUCACUUGCCAUACCCCAAGGGCCCCUAUUGCCAUGUUAUGAAUGGCCAAGCAAUUUUUUCCUAUGUUUCGCAGAGAGCGAACGAGUUUCAACCAUGGCCAAGGCGUUCAAGGUCCCCCCUGCCAGCUACCAAUGAUCUACAGACCAUCGAGGAGGUACCAGCUCAAUUCGAAUGCAGGGAGUCGGAGGAAGAGGACCAGAACGAAAAUUUCUUGAUCGAGUUGCAAGCUCUGUUCCUUAAAUUGGAUCUACUUCUGCCCCAAGAAGGGGAUCCUCAGCCUUACGAACCGGAAGCUAUAACAUCCGAGGACGAGGAUUAUCCCUAUCAGACCUAUUUGCAGGAAACAGAUCGCCAGAUCAGAGGGAUAUUAAAGGAACUUGACCAGAAUGUAAUGCCCCAGCUCAGUUUAUAGAUGUAUAACCCCUCAAAAUUGCUGUUUACCAAGACAGCUAGU